AUGCAUCUCAACCAACUGCUUCUUCUUAAACAGUGCUUGAAAAGAUCUCAAAGCGACCCUUUCAUCCACGCCACCAUCGAAUACACUUGGCGGAAGGCAGACCGAGCAGCGCACCAGAGGCCGGAAUAUGACGGCCUAGAGGGAGCCAGAGCAGACGAUUUGGCUCUCACACUAGAAGCACAUCUUGAAAAAUUGAUAAUCCGGCCCCUACAGGAGGUCCUGGAGAAAGCAGACUCGGCUCAAAAAAUAUUACAAGACUUGCAGGUUUUGAAAACUCGGUUCCAAAAUUCUUUAACCCCACUCGGGGUGGACUGGAGCUCGCCACUUGACAACAGAAAUGAUUUUUUAGAGCAGUUGCGAUGGAACGACGCCUCAGCUCUUGCAAAACUUACAUCGCGCAAAGAUGUGACGUUGUUUAGAGAAUACACGCAGGCCGCAUUUACCGAUGAUGGGGCCCAGGCGCGUUCCAUCUUGGGCUCUCGAUGGAAUCAGCUGAUGAUUGAGGUGAAAGAGUGCAUGGAUGCUGAGAUUGGGCUGGAAUCUCAAAUUGAUAGUCUUGCUCAGGUCUUCCACAAUAUUCGCAACUACUAUUCUUUGACAGCCGUGGUACAGGGCAUCCAGGCAAGUGGCUUGCAAACAAAGUGCUCAAGAAAGUACGGCAAGCUUGUCGACCCCACCGGUGGCUACCAAGCUUAUCGUAGGAGCACGGCCGAGAGCCCCUCGCUGCAUUUUCUGUUGCCAGCACUGUCUGCAUUGGCGCGCAAUGAUUUGAGCUAUGCAGAAUUAGUGUCAGCGGAUAUUGCACUGUACGUUGAAGAGUAUUGUUAUCCGAAGUUCAGAAUGCACCUUGAGCACGGAGCUGCUCCGGAAUUCUAUGGGCAUCUGGGCUGCCCGUGGGUAGAAGACAAAUCGCUUGAUAAAUCUACUGUUUGGACCUUUUUGACUGCCUGCUUCAGGCGCUAG
This is a messenger RNA of Penicillium cosmopolitanum, 963 nucleotides long. RefSeq lists its product as uncharacterized. The record is from RefSeq and is a predicted model, not a curated record. NCBI's taxonomy places the organism in Eukaryota, Fungi, Ascomycota, Eurotiomycetes, Eurotiales, Aspergillaceae. The transcript has 3 exons. The coding region runs from base 1 to 963 and encodes 320 amino acids.